AUGGUGGCCAAGUACACGAGUGAACAAGUGGCCAAGCACAGCACGGAGAAGGACUGUUGGGUCACCUUCCGGGGGAAGGUGUACAACCUGACUGAGUUCAUCAUGGAUCAUCCAGGUGGCGAGGAUGUGAUUCUGGAGUACGCUGGCAAGGAUAUCACAGCCAUCAUGGCGGACCCUCUCUCCCACGAGCACUCGAAGAGUGCGUAUGCAAUGAUGGACGAGUUCCUGAUUGGAGAGCUGGAAGCGAUGCAGAAUGUGAGCACUACUGAUGAUGAUAUGCCAUUCUUGCCUGACAACGCGACCAUCACGGAUGAUUUCCACCCGAAAGAGACCGAUACGGCGAAGGACUUUGCCAAGCACCAUUUCCUCGACCUGGACAAGCCGCUACUGGAGCAAAUGUGGAAGGCCAACUUUACGAAGGAGUUUUACCUGGAGCAAGUGCACAUUCCGCGCCACCGCAAGGAACCAGCAACGCUCAUGCCAUUUGCGUUCUUGGAAGUGUUCACGCUCACGCCAUGGUACGUGAUUCCGAUGCUGUGGCUGCCGAUUGCGGCUGUGUUCUUUUUCAAGUCGGUGAUGCAGUUCCAAGCGCAGUUCACGGAGGGCGGCUGGGCGGCUUCGUCGGCGCUGGCCUACUCGAGCACGCUGGCCUGCUAUGUGUUUGGCGUCGCAUUCUGGACAUUCCUUGAGUAUCUUUUCCACCGUUUCCUCUUCCAUAUGGACAACUACCUGCCACGCUAUCAGGUGUGCUACAUGCUACACUUUUUGCUGCACGGUAUCCACCAUUUCCUGCCGAUGGAUCGCUACCGCCUUGUGAUGCCGCCUGUGCUCUUUGCCAUUCUCUCGUUCCCGAUGCUUCUUCUAGCACAUGCCGUGCUGCCUACGGCUUGGGCCAAUGGCGUGAUUGCUGGCUCGUACUCCAUGUACGUUGUCUACGACACGAUGCACUACGCGAUGCACCACACCCGUCUGCCCGAGUACAUCCGCAAGCAGAAGCGCUACCACCUUGAGCACCAUUACAAGAACUACGAGCUUGGCUUUGGUGUGACCAGCCCGAUUUGGGACUUUGUGUUUGGCACGCAGCUCCUCACUGUAUAA
Messenger RNA from Malassezia pachydermatis, 1098 nucleotides. RefSeq names its product fatty acid-2 hydroxylase. Gene Ontology annotation, cellular component: membrane; endoplasmic reticulum. The record is from RefSeq and is a predicted model, not a curated record. NCBI's taxonomy places the organism in Eukaryota, Fungi, Basidiomycota, Malasseziomycetes, Malasseziales, Malasseziaceae. The transcript has a single exon. Gene Ontology annotation, biological process: fatty acid metabolic process; lipid biosynthetic process. The coding region runs from base 1 to 1098 and encodes 365 amino acids. Gene Ontology annotation, molecular function: fatty acid 2-hydroxylase activity; heme binding; iron ion binding.